AUGCGCAUUACAGACCCACGCCACGACAAGAAGCGCAUAGAGGAUAUUAAGGGUGGACCUCUAGAAGAGUCCCGACUGCUAUGGGUCAAGGGCGAUCCUGGCAAGGGCAAGACUAUGCUGCUUUGCGGCAUCAUUGACGAGCUGGAGAAGUCAGUGGCUAAAACAGAUCUUUUGUCAUACUUCUUCUGCCAGGCCAUGGACUCGCGGAUCAAUAACGCUACAGCCCCAUCGCUUUUUUCCUAUAUACAGAAAAAGUAUGAUCACGCUGGUGAAGCGCUCUUUGGGGAUGCGAAUGCCUGGGUUGCUUUAUCUGAGAUUUUUAGCAGCGUUCUAAAAGACCCCAAUUUGAACAGUAUCUAUUUAAUCGUUGACGCGCUCGAUGAAUGCAUAGUAGGCUUGCCGGAAUUACUAGGUUUUAUCGCACGGAUGUCGUCUAUAUCUCCCCGUGUUAAAUGGAUCAUCUCUAGUCGAAACUGGCCAGUUAUUGAGAAAGAGCUCGACGCCGUAAUGCAGAAGGCGAGAUUGUGUCUUGAGAUUAAUCAAAAAUCAAUCUCCAAUGCUAUUGCGACAUAUAUCCAGUUUAAAGUUGAUUGGCUAGCAAAGCGAAAUAAAUAUACUACUAGUGUACGGGAUGCUGUCCACCGUUACUUAUCGCUAAACGCAGAAGGCACUUUUCUUUGGGUAGCUUUAGUCUGCCAGGAGAUGUCUAACACCCCUAGAUGGAAGGCUCAGCAGAAGGGUUCAGAGGAUGUCGACCUUUGUAAACGUGUACUGGCUAUUACUUUGACUGUGUAUCGCCCCAUCACAUUAGACGAGCUAGAAUCUUUUGUUGAUAUGUCUAACGGAGUUAAUAGCGAAUAUGAAGCUCUAUCUGAGAUUAUAGGGCUCUCAAAGGAUUUUCUACUCGCAAAGGCAUUUAUUGAGAUCUUUCCAUCCAGGAAGGAAGAGACCCACCAUGAAAUCUUCUCAAGGUCACUUAAGGCUAUCUCUAGGACUUUGCGACGAGAUAUCUACAGCUUAGGUGCCUUAGACUGCCCUAUCACGCUAGUGAAACAGCUAGAUCCAGACCCGUUAGUGGCGUUACGCUACUCGAAUAUCUAUUGGGUCGAUCACCUCUGUGACUGGAAUUCCAACUCUAUAAACCAGGGGAUCAACUCUCAGGACAAAGGCAAUAUCAAGAACUUUAUAAGAAAGAAAUAA
Messenger RNA from Lindgomyces ingoldianus, 1200 nucleotides. RefSeq lists its product as uncharacterized. The transcript has 5 exons. The record is from RefSeq and is a predicted model, not a curated record. NCBI's taxonomy places the organism in Eukaryota, Fungi, Ascomycota, Dothideomycetes, Pleosporales, Lindgomycetaceae. Bases 1 to 1200 code for a protein of 399 amino acids.